Messenger RNA from Durusdinium trenchii, 2280 nucleotides. Lineage: Eukaryota; Dinophyceae; Suessiales; Symbiodiniaceae. The record is from the annotation of a GenBank genome assembly.
AUGGAGAGCGAAAAGGACAAGUACGACUACUUGUUCAAGUUCAUCAUCAUCGGUGAUGCCGGUGCGGGCAAGUCCUGCCUGCUUCAUCAGUUCAUUGACAAUAAGUUUAAGAAGGGCUCCUCUCACACGAUCGGUGUGGAGUUUGGAUCCAAGGUCAUUACCGUUGGAGGUCGGAACAUCAAGUUGCAGAUUUGGGACACGGCGGGUCAGGAGCGCUACCGCUCGGUGACGCGCAGCUACUACCGUGGCGCUGCGGGGGCUCUCAUUGUUUACGACAUCACCAAUCGUGACUCCUACAACCACUUGGUGAAUUGGUUGGCGGAUGCCAGGACGCUGGCACGCGCUGACAUAUCAAUUAUCACCGUGGGCAACAAGGUGGACCUCAAGGAAAAGCGGGAAGUGACCUUCUUAGAAGCGAGCCGCUGUGCACAAGAGAAUGGCGCUGAUCUCUUCAGAGACGAGCUGAUUUUUCACAUCGCCGGUACCGAGUCUCUUCACGUCGCCGGUGAAGUCUGUUCAGUGGCGGGCCCCGCUCUGACCGCCUGCCCGCACCGGAGCGACGCGGAUCUGAAUCCUCCAGCAAGGCUUAUCGAUUUCGGCUUCGGCUUUCGAGGCGCGGCCAGCGAGACGAAACAUCGAGUGCAGAGCUGGGGAGUUGGGGGCUUUCGAACAGAGCAAGGCCACGGAGAGAGUUGCAGAGUUGCAGAGCUCGCUGUGUUGCUGCUGCCCACCCAGGGCAGGGGCAACUCAGAGAAGCUGCAGAUCAGCACGGGAGGAUUGAAGCUGAAGAUGAAGAUGCGUUCCUCCGCCCAAGCUCCAGAUCGGCAAGCGCGGGGGGCAAGUGAAGGCCCGCCGGGACUUGGUGGGUGGUUCUAUGCGAUUUGCCUCGUCUACAAUUGGCCCAUUGGAGUCGACAAGAUGCCCCAUUGCCCCAUGAGCUCGGUGUCUAAGAUCUCCAAGGUCUCCAUGGUGACAUCUGACCACUCUGGACUUCUGGUCACUGGCCACGGUGUGGCGCUGGCCAACUGCGUGGUGGAGCAGGAUUGUGCUUAUUGGGAAAUCCGCGUGCUGGAGCCGGGCACUUCCUCGCGCGCCUUCUGUGGCGUGGCUCUGGAGUUGAACGGCCAACGUCCGGGUCCCGACGACGGUGGAGGGAGGGAGAGCGAGGUGGUUGGUGAUAGGUGGGAGGGUGAUGGACCGGUGAUGGACCGUCUUGCAGCGGCUUGGGACGAGGGUGGCAGUGACAGCGUGACAGUGAAGGAUGACAUCAUCGGGGUGGCCUUCGGGCAGGGCGCCAUCCCCAACCUCAGGUUCUUCCGGAACGGCAAGGAGAUUCCCGGCACCGAGGUCUUACGGAUUCGCGGGGAGGUGGAGCUGCGCGGCGGCCUGGCGCAGGACGUGCCGCGCGCCGCGCCCCAAACGCCCCCAGAGCUGGGGCAGAUCAUGGUCACCUCGGCACCCAGGACCCCACCCGACGGUUCCAAUGACGGCGUUGCGGCACAGCUGCCGCUCGCCGCGCCCCAAACGCCCGCAGAGCUGGGGCAGAUCAUGGUCACCUCGGCACCCAGGACCCCAACCGUCGCACCGGACAGCGCGGAGAGCGUGGCCGCGGGGAGCGUGGCACCGCCGCAACCAGUGAUGCCUCCGCAGGUCGUGGUGCCAUUGUCCCCGGUGGUGGAGCAGUUUCUGCAGGAGCAUCCCUUGACUUGGGCCUUUCUCUCUCAGCAUCCCUCGAUGCUGCAGAAUCUCACGGAACAGAAUGUGCGCUACCUCACACGGCAGGUGCGCCAGGCAUUGGAUUCGGAGGAAGCACCGACGCCUUGCUGGUUGGUGAAGAUCUCUGAGGUCUCCAAGGAUCUCCAGUCUGGCGACUUGCUGGAGCUCCUCAAAGGCGGAGACCUGGUUCUGCCAACCCAAGUGGAGUUCCCCCGGCAGCGCCCCGAAGAAGCCUCCGCAGGCCGCUCGGGUUUUCUUCAGUUUCCGUCCAAAGACUCCGCAGCGAAAGCCAUGGAGAAACUGAACCAGCAACUUGUGAAGGGCCAGAGACUCACCGCAGAGCUGGUCCAGGGCCCCUUGAAGCGCGUGCAGUGGAUGCCAAGUGGGGAAUUGACCCAGGUGACGCUCUUCUCCGCGGAAGAGAGCGUGGACCUCUUCCGCCGCCGCCGCGAACUGCAGAACUUCCGCCGGCUCCGGCGCACCGCCGCGCCGGCGGCGGCCUCCGCGUCCGCCGCGUCGUCGGCGGCGCAGGACAUGGAGCGGCGGGAGAGCGAGGCGGUCUGA